Messenger RNA from Darwinula stevensoni, 714 nucleotides. NCBI's taxonomy places the organism in Eukaryota, Metazoa, Arthropoda, Ostracoda, Podocopida, Darwinulidae. The record is from the annotation of a GenBank genome assembly.
AAUCGGGUAAUCCCCACUGAUCUACGGAGAGAUGCACUGGGACUUCAGAAGGAUGCACUGUGGGAUGAUGCAGCUCCGGCUCAUGCUGCCAUCCUUGGUGGAGAGACUGAGCCAGGUGGAACAAGCCACAUUGAUGAUGAGUACAGAUGGGCUGGUGUCCGUGAUCCCAAAAUCAUGAUCACCACCUCAAAGGAUCCUUCUUCCAGACUCAAGAUGUUUGCCAAAGUGCAUGGAUUCUUGGGCAAUCCUGAUGGUCUCAUCAUCUGCCAUCUUCCAUAUGGACCAACAGCAUACUUCUCCAUGACAGACGUCAUUAUGCGACAUGAUGUUCCCAACAUUGGAACCAUGUCUGAGCAGUAUCCACAUCUCAUCUUCCAUAACUUCAAGACUCCCCUUGGGGGUCGGGUCAAGAACAUUCUCAAGUAUUUAUUCCCUGUUCCAAAGGAAGAUAGUCAUCGGGUGAUGACAUUUGCCAACCAUGAUGACUUCGUUGCCUUCAGACAUCAUACAUUCAAAAAGAACUCUGAAGCUCCAAAAGGGAUUGAAUUGGUUGAAGUUGGGCCUCGUUUUCAACUUCGCUUGUACGAGAUCAAGCUGGGGACCCUGGAUCAGGGAGAUGCAGCUGAUACUGAAUGGGCCUUCCGGCCUUACAUGAACACGACCAAGAAGCGGAGGUUCAUUUCUGAUGAAGAUGGCUGGAAAAUUGCAUCUUGA